GCCCAUGAAAUGCAGCAAAACGGGAAGUUGACCGUGAAGGUUUCCAAGAAACAGAUAGCGCGGGGCACAGCCGUUCAUGCGCGAUAUCACGGUUUGGUCACACGAACUGUCCCUUGAAGCCUCUUCCAUCUACCGAAUCACUCCCAUAUAGGUGCUUAUCGCCCGACAGGCCGAAUCGACCAAACUCAUUUGAUAUGGAGGACGAGGUGCCAAAACGACAACGCGUCGCUUGGGCGUGUACGAAUUGCAGAAGGCGGAAAGCGAAGUGCAAUGGCGAGACGCCAUGCAAUCCGUGCAGACUUAGCAAGCUGCAAUGUUCUUACGCUUCCGGAGGACGCAUGACCUCGACGCAGUAUAUUCGGCAAUUGGAGAGGAAAGUUGGUCAACUCGAGAAAUUGCUUGGAAGCCCGGGUUCACUCACGUCGCCACCAACGCAGGCGAGCCCUACCCAUGAUGUACAAUCUACGCCACAGAUGCAAUGGCAGAAUACGGGUUCGUCGGAGCAGGAUCAACCGGAUGAGUCACCUCCUUCGGACGAUGAAUAUAUUGAGACGAUUGUACAGGACGACUCACAGCCCCGACAUAGCACGGACGGUACCGAGUCGCAAUCGCACGAACUCGACCCGGUCGACUUUGGCGGUCUGAGAAUUUUGAAACGAGUACACAAUCUCUGCAAACAUCUUGGAAAACGAGGCCGAGCUGAGGCCGUUGACGAAAGCCUUGCGAAUGCAUUUGAGGUUGCGCCGCCGGAGGAGAUGAGCACGCCCAUUUCGUGGGAAGCGUUUGCGAUGAUGCCCUCGCGAGCUGCCGUUGAUAAGGCGAUUGACAUCGUUGUGGAUGAGGCAUGCUGCAACAUGCAGUUCCUUGACCGGACGACUCUUGUUGCUCUCGCGGACGACGUAUAUCGUGCUGUUGAAGCGGACGACUCCAACUACGAUCGAAAGGCGUUGGCGUUGCUUUAUGCUGUGCUAGCACUAAGUCGGCAGUUCUCACACGUUGAUGCCUCGUUGUCGAGCGAGGUGCAGCCGCCGAAGACCAACGGCAUCCGGUAUUUUCGUGCGAGCCGGGCGCUACUGGAUCCUGCUUCCUGCCAGGACUUAACUGCGCUUCGGACAUUGCUGUGCAUGAUCCUGUACACAGGCGCGGCGAACAUGAUGUCAACAUGCUACUCCUACAUUUGCAUGGCUGUCGCAGCGGCUCUGCAGAUGGGCCUUUUCAACGAUGUUUCACACCAGAAGCUUGACGAUGCGGAGCGAAAGAGUCGUCGGGUAAUCUACAGCGUGCUCUAUAUCGCAGACGUAUACGUCACAGCCGCUCUUGGUCUACCGCGCACACUGCGGGAUAUCGACUCCGAACGUGGCUUGCCGUCUGCCGUACAACCAACAGAUAUUCAUGAUCCGCUUGCGGGAACGUACUUACACUCGCAGUUGGCGCAGAUUUUGGCGCUGACGGUUGAGAGUAAUCAUCCCUUCAUCAAGCCAAUAGAGACCAAGAAUGGAUUCUACAGCGUGGAACACAGCAAGAUAGUCGCGAUUGAGGCCAAGCUCGACACUUGGUUCCAGCAACUCCUGCAGCGACCACCAGAGACGCUUGACCCCGUCCUUAUGAGAUCCCAGCUCAUCCUCCGACUCUACCACGCACGUGUACAAUUGGUGCUUUAUCGCCCUUUCUUGCACCACGCACUUCGAGACAGCAGCCGCCAGACCAACCGUCCGAGCCUAAAGGCUUACGCGUGUGGCAGCGCAUGCAUAAAGGCAGCCAUGCAGGCUGUAUGGCUGGUAGAGCGACUCGAGGCGUCCGGCUUGUUCAAUCCGAGCCAGUGGUUCGUGACCUUCACCAUCUUCUUCGCCGCCGUCUGCCUUGCCUUGUUCGUAUCAAGCAACGAGGGCGCACCAACUGUGGAUGAGACGGCCGAUGCUGUACGCAGAAUCAAAGAUGUUUGCGCUCGGCAUGCUGCUAAGAACGAGAAUCUCGGCAGGUGUCUCAAAUUCUUGCAGGUGAGUGGCCACCACAUCUAUAUGGGAUGGCAAGCGAGAGUUUAACAAUGAACAACAGGGUCUGCCGCAAGCUGGAGCAGAGAUUGAUGCCUCUUUCACCGAGCUCAUGAGCAGCUUGACCCCUGGAGCAUCGCAUUUCGAGGACGCAUUCGAAGUGUCUGAGGCGCCACAGGUAGCGGGCUUGAUAGACGAGGAGAUGUUGCAAGCGCAUGACUUGCCACCCUUUCAACCGUUCCUGAGUCGUAGGUUUUGAUACAGACGGCUUCUUACGCAGAAGCUGCACAGCGACCGUGCGUCUUGCAUGUUUGCAAAAUACGUCUUUAGCAUGAUAGGGUCACUCCGGGUUCUCUGUCGCAGCUGCAGUGCAGGAUCCAUGCAACGCGCAACCACAGGAUAACGAUACUCGACCCGGGAGUUCACUG
Molecule: messenger RNA, 2419 nt
Organism: Baudoinia panamericana UAMH 10762
Lineage: Eukaryota; Fungi; Ascomycota; Dothideomycetes; Mycosphaerellales; Teratosphaeriaceae
Exons: 3
Coding region: 195-2042 (615 amino acids)
Biological process (GO): positive regulation of transcription by RNA polymerase II; DNA-templated transcription
Cellular component (GO): nucleus
Molecular function (GO): sequence-specific DNA binding; zinc ion binding; DNA-binding transcription factor activity, RNA polymerase II-specific
Source: RefSeq, a predicted model, not a curated record